Molecule: messenger RNA, 846 nt
Organism: Habropoda laboriosa
Lineage: Eukaryota; Metazoa; Arthropoda; Insecta; Hymenoptera; Apidae
Gene: Oscillin
Product: glucosamine-6-phosphate isomerase
Exons: 4
Coding region: 1-846 (281 amino acids)
Biological process (GO): N-acetylglucosamine catabolic process; carbohydrate metabolic process; N-acetylneuraminate catabolic process
Cellular component (GO): cytoplasm
Molecular function (GO): identical protein binding; glucosamine-6-phosphate deaminase activity
Source: RefSeq, a predicted model, not a curated record
AUGCGUUUAGUGAUCUGUGAUACAGUAGAUUAUGUGGCAGAAUGGUCUGCCAAAUAUGUUUUAAAAAGAAUUCAUGAUUUUCAACCACAUGAAAAUAAAUAUUUUGUUCUUGGUCUUCCAACAGGUGGAACACCUUUGGGAAUGUACAGAAAACUUAUAGAAUAUCAUAAAGCAGGAAAAAUUUCCUUCAAAUAUGUAAAAACAUUCAACAUGGAUGAAUAUGUUGAUUUACCCAGGGAUCAUCCAGAGUCUUAUCAUUACUAUAUGUAUAAUAAUUUCUUUAAACAUAUAGAUAUAGAUCCAAAAAAUGUACACAUCCUUGAUGGUAAUGCGCCAUAUCUUGUAAAAGAGUGUGAUGAUUUUGAAAAAAAAAUUAAAGAGGCUGGUGGUAUUGAGUUGUUUAUUGGUGGUAUUGGUCCAGAUGGUCAUAUAGCUUUUAAUGAACCAGGAUCCUCCUUAGCAUCACGUACAAGAGUAAAAACAUUGGCUCAGGAUACAUUAGAAGCUAAUGCAAGAUUCUUUGGAAAUGAUAUUUCCAAAGUUCCAAAACAAGCACUGACUGUUGGUGUUGGCACAGUAAUGGAUGCUAAAGAAGUAAUGAUUCUCAUCACAGGAUCUCAUAAAGCAUUUGCUCUUUAUAAAGCGAUAGAAGAAGGUAUUAAUCAUAUGUGGACUGUGUCAGCUUUUCAACAACAUCCUCGUACAAUAAUUAUCUGUGAUGAAGAUGCAACUCUAGAAUUACGUGUAAAGACAGUGAAAUAUUUCAAGGCUCUCAGUGCUGUACAUCACAAAUUGAUUGAAGAAGAUGGAGAUGCAAUCGUUCGUCGUACAAUACAAAACAGUUAA